This is a messenger RNA of Sapajus apella (tufted capuchin), 2661 nucleotides long. RefSeq names its product zinc finger MYM-type containing 5 (gene ZMYM5). The transcript is spliced from 7 exons. The record is from RefSeq and is a predicted model, not a curated record. NCBI's taxonomy places the organism in Eukaryota, Metazoa, Chordata, Mammalia, Primates, Cebidae. Bases 616 to 2640 code for a protein of 674 amino acids. Gene Ontology annotation, molecular function: zinc ion binding.
UGCAACUGCACUCCAGCCUGGGCAACAGAGUGAGACCCUGUCUCAAAAAAAAAAAAAGUAUCUGAGGCCUAGUGUUAGAGCCCUGAGUUUAAGUCUUACCCCAAGGCUUAUCUGGAACAAUUUAGUUAGCUUCACUAGGCCUCAAUUUCUCGAACUAUAGAAGAGUAAAUUAUACCUACCAUUAUGCAGUUUUGAGAAUUUUACUUUCUGUAAAAAGCCCAUAGCAUAGUAUCUGGCAUAAAUGGACUUACUGCUUUCUGUACAAGGAUAAAAAAGAUGCAGAAAGAUAAUCACAUAGUUAUUUUGGAAGAAGAGAUUUUGAAAAAACAAAAAAACAAUGUCCCUUGGUAAAUAGGGCCAUAUCCUAAACACUGUAGUAGAUAAACGCAUAUGGAAUAUAAGUGAUUAUAUUAGGACCCUAAGUUAUUGGUAUUGAAUAUAAUUAUUUUGUUACUAUUUUCUAAUUCAAAGGAAGACAGGGAUUUUUUCACUAUAAAGAGUGACUAAAGUGAGUCCUAUAAAUUGAUUACAUUUUUUAAAGGAUUACCAAGAUUAUAUAAUUAAUUUCCAUUAAACUCUGAAGUAAACAUUGGUUAACAGUUGAGGAGAAAGAGAAUGGAUAUCAGGUUCAUUGGCGUGGAUAAAUGUUCAGUGGGAGGAUUAGAAUUGACUGAACAGACUCCUGCUUUAUUAGGAGAUAUAGCCAUGGCAACUACUCUCAUGGACAUAGGAGAUUCAUUUGGUCAUCCCGCUCGUCCUUUAGUCAGCAGAUCUAGAAACUCACCAGUGGAAGAUGAUGAUGAUGAUGACGUUGUAUUUGUUGAAUCUAUACAACCUCCUUCAGUUUCUGCUCCAGCAAUAGCUGAUCAAAGAAACUUUAGAUUUACGUCAUCAAAACAUGAAAAGCCACAAGGAAAUUAUUCUGUAAUUUCUGUUUCGUCAAGAGAUUUGGCAUCUCAGAAAGGAAAUAUAAGUGAGCCAAUUGUUAUUGAUGAUGAAGAGGACAUGGAAACAAAUGGAGGAGUGGAGAAAAAUUCUUCCUGUUUUAUUGAAUGGGGACUUCCUAGAACUAAAAACACAACCAAAGAUUUGGAUUUCUCCACUUCCAGUCUUUCAAGAAAUAAGACCAAGACUGGAAUAAGACCUUUUAAUCCUGGUAGAAUGAAUGUGGCAGGAGACAUAUUUCAGAAUGGAGAAUUUGCAACUCAUCAUAGUCCUGAUUCUUGGAUCUCCCAGUCAGCUUCAUUUCCCCGUAAUCAGAAACAGCCAGGAGUGGAUUCUUUAUCACCAGUGGCCUUACUUCCUAAGCAGAAUUUCCAGCCUACAGCCCAACAGCAACUUACUAAACCAGCUAAAAUCACUUGUGCAAAUUGCAAAAAGCCUUUACAGAAGGGCCAGACAGCUUAUCAACGAAAAGGAUCAGCUCACCUCUUUUGUUCUACCACGUGCCUGUCUUCCUUCUCUCAUAAACGUACUCAAAACACACGAAGUGUAAUAUGUAAAAAAGAUGCAUCUACGAAGAAGGCUAAUGUUCUUCCAGUAGAAUCAAGCAAAUCCUUCCAAGAAUUUUGUAAUACAUCUUGUUUGUCUCCCUGUGAAAACAACCGGAAUCUUAAAAAGGGAGUUUUUAAUAAGUCAAGAUGUACAAUUUGUAGUAAAUUAACAGAGAUUCGCCAUGAAGUCAGUGUAAAUAAUGUAACACAUAAACUGUGCAGUAACCAUUGCUUUAAUAAGUACAGAUUGGCCAAUGGUCUAAUAAUGAACUGCUGUGAACACUGUGGAGAGUACAUGCCUAGUAAGAGUACUGGAAGCAACAUCCUGGUGAUUGGAGGUCAGCAGAAGAGAUUUUGCUGCCAAAGUUGCAUUAACGAAUAUAAACAGAUGAUGGAAACAAAAUCAAAAAAACCAUCAGUAUCAGAAAAUAGAAAAAGGAAUGCUGUUAGAAAGGAAAAUGAGAAACAAUUCUGUGGAUCAUCAAGUAUACUUUCGGAAAACAUAGAAGGAAUCCCAGAAAAAAAGGAAAAGACAUCAGAGCUACAGGUUUCAGUAGAAUGUGGCACAGACACAUUACUCAUCACAGAGAAUGUGAAUUUACCUCCUUCUUCCAUGUCAACCAUAGCUGAUAUAUUUCAAGAGCAACUGGAAGAGAAAAAUUCUGAAGACUCCAUUGUACCAGUUGUGCUUUCCGCAGAUCCAGGUACAUGGCCCCGAAUUUUGAAUAUUAAACAACGGGACACUCUUGUCGAUAAUGAUCCACCUCAAGUAAGAAAUUUUAACUUUCCAAAAGAUAAUACAGGGAGGAAGUUUUCAGAAACUUAUUAUACACGGAUUCUUCCAAAUGGUGAAAAAACCACUAGAUCCUGGUUACUUUAUUCGACCUCAAAAGAUUCUGUGUUUUGUCUGUAUUGCAAACUCUUUGGAGAAGGAAAAAAUCAACUGAAAAAUGAGAAUGGGUGCAAAGAUUGGCAACAUUUAUCACAUAUUCUUAGUAAACACGAAGAAAGUGAAAUGCACAUCAACAAUAGUGUUAAGUACUCAAAAUUAAAAUCUGAUCUAAAAAAAAAUAAAACUGUUGAUGCUGUAGAACGCAGAUUAUAUGAAAAUGAGGAGAAUGAUGGUGUGCUGUUGUUGUACACAUAAUAUACCUGAUUUGUUUUUUGA